Messenger RNA from Calypte anna (Anna's hummingbird), 1530 nucleotides. RefSeq names its product cytochrome b5. Gene Ontology annotation, molecular function: heme binding. NCBI's taxonomy places the organism in Eukaryota, Metazoa, Chordata, Aves, Apodiformes, Trochilidae. The record is from RefSeq and is a predicted model, not a curated record. The coding region runs from base 82 to 498 and encodes 138 amino acids. Gene Ontology annotation, cellular component: intracellular membrane-bounded organelle; mitochondrial outer membrane. The transcript has 5 exons.
UGCAGUGGGAGCAGGGCUAUAGGCGGUGCGGAGCCGGCGGGGCUGUAGUGGUCGGAGUCGUUGUGUUGUGCGGUCGGGGACAUGGUGGGCUCCAGCGAGACCGGCGGCGAGUCGUGGCGGGGCCGAUACUACCGGCUGGAAGAGGUGCAGAAGCACAACAACAGCCAGAGCACCUGGAUCAUCUUGCACAACCGCAUCUACGAUGUCACCAAGUUUCUGGACGAGCAUCCAGGUGGUGAGGAGGUCCUCAGGGAGCAAGCUGGGGGAGAUGCUACUGAGAACUUUGAAGAUGUUGGCCAUUCCUCCGAUGCAAGGACACUGUCAGAAUCAUUUAUUAUUGGGGAACUCCACCCGGAUGAUAGAGGGAAGCUUCAGAAACCAACAGAGACUCUUAUUACCACGGUUCAGUCUUCUUCCAGUUCAUGGUCCAACUGGGUGAUCCCGGCAAUAGCAGCGAUUAUCGUGGCCCUGAUGUAUCGCUCCUACAUGGCAGAGUAAGCGCCUUACUAAGAACUAAUGCAAGAAGAGACUGAUCUAGGAGAGAAUAUAAGCAAUCCUAACCCAAUAUGUUUCCAGACAAAAGCCUGAUGUCUGAAGAAAAAUUCAACUUUUUCAGAAAACUGAACAUUUCUUUCUCAAUGCUGUGCACUUUUCUCAAUGUUGCCUUCUUAUUUGCUGUUCUGAAGUGAUAAAAAGGCAGCAUUUCUCUUUUUGUAUAACAAUUUCGAUAUCUAAUGAGUUAUUUGAUAACUGUAUUGGUUUCUGUAUUAGAAUAUUUUUUUGUAUAUAACAUUAAUUCUGGUUAUUUCUCUUUAAUCUUUAAUGGUGUCCACAGGACUGUCUUUACAUACAUAUUUUACAGCUUUAAAUGACUACCAAAACUGUGUACAUGUAUCUGUCCAUGUACACAACUUCACCUAACUUAAAAAUUCAUGGUGUCUUCUUAAAUGUAGUAUGUUUGAAUGAAAUGCUAAUUAAAUGCAAAGGAAAAAGCUGAGUAGACUAGUGGGUGUAGCUGCCUGAAAGCAGUUGGACCCUACCAAUUGGACUAUCAUGAGCUGAUUUUUCUUUUUUUUUCCCUCCUGACUCCUGCUCUUGUAGUUAUUGUAGAUACUCUUACAAGCAAACUCUUCUGUUUGGUUCCCAUUGAAAAAUUCAGGUGAAGUACAAACCCCAAUGUUUGACUCAAUUAUGUCUGUCUCAAUUUUGUGAAAAGUAGCUCUCUUUUGUGAAAAAGGCAGAAGAAGUGCUACUAAAUAAUACUGUUCCUGCCAAGCACUCAGGUGACUCUAGAAUUUGUUCUGGAACUUCCAGACUUUUAUAAAAUCCUUCAAGUUGUCAUGUACAUUGUGAGGGGAAAAACUGAUACAUGGAAUCUGUUUCUGACUGUUCUGUGAUGUGCUCCUUGGUGCUUUACUAUGAAGAGAUGACUAUUUUCACUGCUAAAUACAAGAUAACUGAAAGCGUGCAUUUUGUGGUGAACAUUUUUAGUCAUAUGUAAAUGAUCAUGAAUAAAAUUUUAAUAGCUUA